Trypanosoma grayi is the source of this 1782-nucleotide messenger RNA. RefSeq lists its product as hypothetical. The record is from RefSeq and is a predicted model, not a curated record. The coding region runs from base 1 to 1782 and encodes 593 amino acids. The transcript has a single exon. NCBI's taxonomy places the organism in Eukaryota, Euglenozoa, Kinetoplastea, Trypanosomatida, Trypanosomatidae.
AUGUCAUGGACACGUGCGCUGCAGGCAUACUUAACAUCACCGCCAAACCUCCGGCACCGUGAUGGCGCGAGUAUUUUUGUGCGCGUGGCACGCGCACACCUGUUAGGCCCACCGGGGCACGCGGUUCUUAAGCACAGCCUCGCUAUUCUGCGGCAGCUUCGAUGGGAAGUACUAAGGAAUGGCACACCCGAACAAAAGGCACAGACACUGGAAACCGUUUUGGCUUGUUACGCCAAUGCAAGCAGGGCAUACACAUAUGACCCUGUAAACUCCGAGUUGGAAAAUCACAUACUAGGGUUAGAGCAGUUGCAGUCUCUUGUGGAGGCGCGUCUGGCUGGCGUUCCCAUGCGACAGGCUCACUACCGGUUCCUCCUUCAAUCCCCGCAGCUGUCGCAACUUGGCCCAAACACACCGAUUUUCUUGCUACGAGAGAUGGAGAAAGCAGAGGGGAUACUGACGGAUGAUAUUCGUGUGGAUGUGAGCGUUGGGCUUGCCGCUGCCGGUCACUGGGAAGAAGCCCUUCAGCUCUCACCCCGCCACCGUUUCGAAGUGCUGAUUCGAAAGGUUGCCGCAUCACAACGCCAAGGAUGGCGUCGCGCGUGUGCUCUCGUAUCGCACAUUGAAAGCGAUCUUGUGACACGGGAUGAAAAUAUAUUGGUUGGCGUGACAGCAGUUCUUGCGCUUCUGUACACAGCCACACAUGGAGCAGCCAUAGUGAGACAGAUGGAACUUCUUAUAAAGAAGUAUAGUUGUCGCCACGGUGGGAAACUACCUCCGAGGCGCGCCAUCGAGAAUCUUCUUGCUUCUUGUCCCCCCGAUCAAUGGCGUGUGGCCACAUCAUUCGUGAUGAAUUACAAUAGUGAAGCAGAUGAUGCAGAUCGAAUCCACAUAGGAAAGCUUAUGACUCUAUUGAACGCGGCGUAUCAAUGGGAACAGGUGCUACAUCUUUAUCAAGCAACACAAUCCAUACCCACGCCCCACGAAGGUCAGCAAGCCACCAUCAACAAUUGUACACUUGCUGCGUUGGUGAACGGAAACCUGUGGCAGCAAGCAAUCCAAUUUUACAUAACGCGACCGGUGCAAAGCAUUCAGACACACAUGACGUGGUUAAAAAACGCAUUGUUUAAGAGCAAUAUUCCUUUCACUGCCACAUGGGUAAGCUGUGUUAAUGCCUACGAACAAAUUGCGAAGCCUGACCACCGCUAUGCGGAGGCUCUGGCGCAUCGUCUGGGGGCGAUGGGGGAGUGGAUCACGGCCCUAAACGUAGUGAAGGGCGCGUCGAAAAGGACACCUCAUCUUCUUCUUACGGCAAUCAGUGCGGCGGCAUUGGCUUCCAAUGAUGAAGCCUUAUGCCAAGCAGCGAAGGAACUUGGGGCGUCCCGCCAUGAAGUGUCUGCAAAGCAACUCUGCAUGGCAGCAGCGAUUGUUACAUGUUGUACGGAGGAUGCCCCGCCUGAAGUUUCUGAUGUGAUGGCAGAUGGUUUGCACAACUGCACAACAUCCCAGCAGCAGUUUGAUGAUGCUGUGUAUCAUUUGGGGAGGUGCAUGGCGCUUCUUUUGUAUGGCGCGACCCGAAAUGGGGCAAAUAGGAAGAAUAUACCACCUGCACUCAGUCUCCUAAUGAGCAGUAAGCAGGUCAGACAUAUAGAAGGAUGUUGGGUGUUCGCUCUCACAAUGCUGCAGAAGACAUCGGCUAAAGGGUGGGCCCUGACUUCUGUCGCGCCUGUUUUGCUCUCGUCGGGUCUAGACGCUGCAAUUGCAAUACACUUUUUGCCAGAUUAG